CCUCUGAGUCGAUCACGUCUCCUCCUCCCUGCCGCCACCAGAUCUCCAUCAUGGCUGAUCACGUCGCCGCUGCCCCUGCGGGCUCCCCGGUCCCCUUCUGGAUCAACGGCAAGGAGGUCCAUUCGGAGAGGAAGUUCGAUGUUGUGUCGCCGGCUUCCGGCAAGGUCGUCCACGCUUCGGCCAGCGCGACCGAGGCCGACGUCCGUGCUGCCAGUGACGCUGCGGCGAACGCCUUCAAGACGUGGAAGAAGUCGCCGCCGCAGGUGCGCCGUGACAUCCUCCUGAAGACGGCCGAGGUCAUGGGGAGGAGGAAAGAGGAGCUGAGCCAAUACAUGAUGGACGAGACAGGCUGCACGCGCCAGUGGGCCGACUUCAAUGUCGAUACCGCGAGGGAGUUCAUCGUUGACGUCGCGGGCAGGGUGGCUGCAGUGGAAGGCAGCAUCCCUACCCUCGCGGAUCCCAACAGCGGUGGCAUGGUGCUCAGAGAGCCCUUUGGCGUGGUCCUGGCCAUUGCCCCUUGGAAUGCCCCCUACAUUCUCGGCGCCCGCUCCGUUCUCUUCCCGAUCGCGGCCGGAAAUACGGCCAUCCUCAAGGGAUCCGAACUGUGCCCGCGGACCAUGUGGGGCCUUUGCUCCGCGUUCCACGAGGCCGGCCUGCCAGACGGCGUCCUGAACCUGCUCUUCCACGAGCCGGCGAACGCGCCCGCAAUCACCCAGAUGCUGAUCGCGGAUCCCAACGUCAGGAAGAUCAACUUCACCGGCAGCACCAGGGUCGGCCGCGUCAUCGGCAAGCUGGCUGGCGAGCAGCUCAAGCCCGUGCUCCUCGAGCUGGGGGGCAAGGCGCCCGCCAUCGUGUGGGAGGACGCCGACCUGGACAACGCGGCGGUGCAGUGCGCGCUGGGCGCAUUCCUCAACUCGGGCCAGAUCUGCAUGUCCACCGAGCGCAUCCUCGUGCACAAGAACGUCCGCGCCGAGUUCGAGAAGAAGCUGGUCGGCGCGAUCGACCACAUCUUUGGCAGCCAGCACGACGCGCCGGUCCUGAUCAACAGCCUCGGCGUCGCCAAGAACAAGAAGCUGAUCGAGGACUCGCUCGGCAAGGGCGCCUCGCUGCUGUACGGCGACGCCAACGCGCAGGAGGCGAGCGCCACGCGGAUGCGGCCGGUCGUCGUCAGCGGCGUCAAGGCCGACAUGGACAUCUACCAGACGGAGAGCUUCGGCCCGACCGUGUCGCUGUUCGAAAUCGAGACGGAGGAGGAGGCGCUGCGGAUCGCCAACGACACCGAAUACGGCCUCAGCUCGGCCGUCUUCACCGAGGACCUGCGCCGGGGCCUGCGCUUCGCCAGGGAGAUCGAGACGGGCGCCGUGCACAUCAACAGCAUGUCCGUGCACGAUGAGAGCGCGCUGCCGCACGGCGGCGCCAAGGCCUCGGGCUACGGCAGGUUCAAUACCGCCCAGGGCUUGCUGGAGUGGCUCAGGACCAAGACUAUCACGUACAAGUAUUAGGAUAUGGCGUUGUGUGAACGGCUGGGUAGCGUUGUGUGGCAUUUCGAUACCAAUUUCUUUUUUCUCUCCUCUCUCCUUGCCGGUAAAGUAAACACAUGAAUAAUGAUCAUCGGAUUGUGAGUGGCGAGACAUAUAGUAGUGACAUGUCCUUGUCCCCGGCCGUCGUGUUGCGUGGUAGCUGUUAAGUGCCUCGGGAUGUCGAAAACCAGGGAAGCAGCGUGCUGACCUAAGUUUGCAGCGCAACUGUCCAAGACCGGCGGUAAUCUACCCUGCCGACGACCUUUGCCGCCGGUGGUGGGCUGGUCGGAGGGCGUUUUCAGGGGCCCUAAGGGCGAACAAUCUCCUUGCCUCCGCUCACGAACCGGCACCCGGCGAUGAUCAGCCCCUUCCAGACCUCGAACUCGUCAUCAUCCCGCGGCGCGUACAGCAUAACAUAGCUCCACGGCAUCAAAUUGCCCACCCCGCUGAGGCGAUGCCUCUCGGCCCAGCCCUUCCUUAUCGCCUCCUCGGCAUCCACCAGGCUCAGCGUGACAUGCGAGCUGCCCUCGCCGUGGACGUGCGUGAUCUCGCCGCGGGCGGCGCCCAUGAACGGCGCCACGUCCGCGUCCUCACGCAGGAAGACGGCCGGGUCGCCGCCCUCCAGCCGCGACGGCCGCUCCUCCAGCACGGCCGCGUUCCGCUCCAGCACCGCCUGCAGGAACCCGCGCAUGCGCUCCACCAUGGCCCCCGUCGCCUGCAUGCUCACCUGCCGCUGCGGCGCCACGAAGCUGGGCACCUCGGGCCGCUCGCCGCGGCGCACCGGCAACGACGACGGGCCCUCCCCAUCCUUCAUACCGCCACCGCCCGCCGCCGCAGCCAAGAAACUGGUGUCACCGCAGGGCUCGUACCGGCGGCGCACCUCCUCGCGCUGGUAGGGCAGCGCGGCGGCCGGCGGCACCGCCCGCACGUCGCUGCGCGCCACCAGGCGCGCCAGCGCCUGCGUCAGGUAGCCCAGCAGGUUGUGCGGCAUGCCGCCCUUGCCGAGGGCCAGGAAGGCGCGGUAGUCGCGGUACCAGCGCGGGAGGUACGCGAGGAGCAGGAUGGCCGGCAGCGGGGUGGCCAGGGCGACGAGUUGGCUUGUUGGGCUGGUUGGGCGCAUUGGAGUGGGCAGGUGUCGGGUCAGAGGGGUUAGGUGGGUGGUGACGGUUGUGAGGAGGUUGUUUAGACUCAUUGUUGCGGGUGAUGAGAGGGAGGUGUUGUUUGUUGUGGGUUUGUUGUUGGUGUUGUUGGUUAUUGCCCAGAAGAGGAAGAACCGGAGUUGAGGUGGGGGAUGCCGAACGGUCGGCGUGGGUGAAUUGCUUGUUGGACUGAACUGCCCGCUCGAGCUGUGUGUUGCGCUGGGAGACAAAAAGAGACGCAAUUGGAGAGAGCAAUUCAAACCACCGAGCGUGGUGGUUGAAGCUGGAUAUAAGAGUACGGUUUUGGGAAGGAACUAGUUAGGGCUGACGGUUCUAAAUCAGGCCACUUGCG
This is a messenger RNA of Thermothielavioides terrestris NRRL 8126, 3011 nucleotides long. RefSeq lists its product as uncharacterized. The transcript has 3 exons. The record is from RefSeq and is a predicted model, not a curated record. Gene Ontology annotation, molecular function: succinate-semialdehyde dehydrogenase (NAD+) activity. NCBI's taxonomy places the organism in Eukaryota, Fungi, Ascomycota, Sordariomycetes, Sordariales, Chaetomiaceae. Bases 51 to 1502 code for a protein of 483 amino acids.